Podospora pseudopauciseta is the source of this 2505-nucleotide messenger RNA. RefSeq names its product 60S ribosomal protein L39 (gene RPL39). Gene Ontology annotation, biological process: translation. Gene Ontology annotation, cellular component: cytosolic large ribosomal subunit; ribosome. The record is from RefSeq and is a predicted model, not a curated record. NCBI's taxonomy places the organism in Eukaryota, Fungi, Ascomycota, Sordariomycetes, Sordariales, Podosporaceae. Gene Ontology annotation, molecular function: structural constituent of ribosome. The coding region runs from base 1710 to 1865 and encodes 51 amino acids. The transcript is spliced from 3 exons.
AAUAUUAAACCCCACCACAGGGUUGUAUGUUAUUAAAUGGUGUAAGUUCCUGUAUACGUGCCAAAAUCCCUCCCACCGCUCACGCCGCCCCUGUCUUAUGCAGCCCUGCGCCUAUCGCAUAGUAUGUCAUCCAUCCACACGGGCCCUCGUGGGCAAAACGUGCCAUCGUCCCCCCCCAAGAAAACUCCCGAGUCGCCGCUCUCCGCCGUACGUGUGUGUGUGCGCGCGUGGUUGUAAAUACCCAAGUCUGCUUUCGACAAAUUCGUAAAUCGCGGGCAUGCUCAUGUGUUUGUUGUACAAAAGCCCCCCCCUUUCUCAUAUCUGCUGUGCGCCAAACAACCAGCACUCUAAUCCUGUGCUACAGUUUGCUGUGGUUCUUGUCAGCAUGCCGGUGUAUGUGAUGUCAAACAGGGAUCACCAUGUCUCAAAACUUACCGACAGCCAGUUCAUUCCCUCUUCCACACCAGAGCCAUCAACGGCACUGCAAGGGACGAUGCUCCAGUUUCUGUCCCUCAGCUCGCCAAGCCUGAGCGCCUGAGAGAUGUCCGCCGCACCCUUCGCACCCGGUUGAUCCUGCUUGUUGGCAAACACCAACAGCGCGGCAUCCUUCAGCUCAUCCUCGUUCAGCAUGGCCGCCAACUCAUCCGCCGCUGUCUGCAACCGCUCGAUAUCGGUCGAGUCCACCACGAAGAUGACCGCCGCAGUGUUGGCAUAGUAGCAUCUCCAGUAUGGCCUGAUGCUAGUCUGUCCACCAAGAUCCCACACGUUAAAGUUGAGGUUGUUGUAUGUGACGGACUCGACGUUGAACCCGAUCGUUGGUAUCGUUGUUACUACCUCGCCGAUCUGCAAGUCUUUGUUAGACUAAAACUCCUCCUGUGUCAAGGAUGGAGAAAAGCGCACCUUGAGUCUGUAGAGAAGUGUGGUUUUGCCGGCGUUGUCCUGGAAGCGCGGCCGUCAGUAUCGCGUGCGCAUAGAAACGGAUCAGGGGUCGGGAAGGCGAACCAGUCCGAGAAUCAGAAUCCGGAUUUCCUUCUUUGACGAAAAGAAGCUGGACAAGGAACCGAGCCAUGACAUGGUUUGCCCCAUCUUCGCCCUGCUGUCGCCCGGAAGUUCCGGCGCGUGGUUUGUGGUUGGAUAUGGGGUUCGUCGAAGUUUGACAGGAGAAUGUAUCGCGGACCGAAUCCACCGACAAGGGAGAUCCGGAGCGGAUGACGAUGCGAAAUCUGGCCCGAGAGGGGAUGACGGCGCCUGGUGUGUGGGAGAGGAUAUCGGGAGGUGAAAUGACCGGAUCGCUUGAGUAUGGAAUUCCCAGUUGCCCCCUAUCUUAGAGUAAAGGUGUCAAGAAAUUUCGGUCUCGCAGGUUCAUGCAACUUUGGUCCCGUUCAUGAAAGAGGCCGCUUCUGGUCGGGCUAUCUGUAUGGCUCCCCCUGUCAAGUGAAUCGCGGGUGCACGGUCACUGCCCUGCUUGAUUGGCAGACAAAGCCGACAGGGGUCAAAAAGCUUGAAACCCCGGUAAGGUUUUCAAGCCACACUUGACCGCUCCCAUGAGCCACUGUUCUGCCGGCACGUGAUGGAGUCACCAGCCACAACAACCGGCCCUAGCUUGUGCGCAUUUUCUAAAGCCCACACCAAAUAUUCGGAUUCCAACCCACCUUGACGAAGCAUCGCGAAAUUGACACCACUCGGUUAUCACGACAACCACCGUCAAAAUGCCGAGCCACAAGACUUUCCGGACCAAGCAGAAGCUUGCUAAGGCCCAGAAGCAGAACCGUCCCAUUCCCCAAUGGAUUCGCCUCCGCACUGGUAACACUAUCAGAUACAACGCCAAGCGGAGACAUUGGCGCAAGACCCGCCUCGGCCUCUAAAUGCACUUUUUCUCAACCUCGCCUCUGCUCCUCAUUCGACCCUCAAGAUACAUCCACAAGCAAGACUCGGCUCACCAGCCCUUUUUUUGCUUGCUCGCUUCUCCCCUCCCGCGAACAGUUCGACCAAGACCAGACGAAACGAGGACCCGAUGUUUUCUCUAACUCUUUCGGCUGCAAUGCCUAUGCCAUUUGGGCGUCCGUUGCAUGAGUAACGGCACUACUGUCAACAAUUCCGACCAAAUGCGCCAUGCUUGAUUUUUUGUCUUGGUGUGGACCAGGAAUUUCAAACAUAUCAAUGAACGAAUCGAAGUGGGAACGGACUGAGACAUCACAGGCGAUGGGGAAAGGAAAAAGGGUUAUCGUGCAUUUAGUUCUGGCAUGCGGGCAAGCAAAAACGGCAGGCAGGUUCUCAUUGGGCGUAUUAAUUUGCGGCUUUGGUAUCUAAAUGAAAGGGUCUCGGGUUUUUUCUCUCCUGCCGAACUUUGAGAUUCUCAAACGGAGUAUUUGUCUGCCAUUGGUAUUCUUUCUAGGGUCACCAUUGGGGAGAACUGGACUGAUGCGUGCAAGAGAGAAAACGGCGGCAUGAUUGCUUGAUGAUGAGGCUUGGCCGUGGUAUCGUGUAUGUGAUGGUUGUCGACGU